GAAUCCGCUGACUAAUUCUGAGCCUGUGGUUCAUUCAACAAAUGAAAUUUACUACAAUCAACAAUGUUCGAAAUGUUAUUUUACCUCCGAAAUGUCUUGAAAUGACUUAGAACCUCUAUUAUUUGUCUCAUAUUUAUUUGAAAGGGAACAUGGAUGACUACGGCGAGGAAAACGGAUGGGAAGAGGCGGCUCAACUGAGUCCCACAGAGGACAGAAGGGAUAAUGACACAAUUAUCCAAGACAUACAACAAGUCUUCGCCUCGAAAGACAUGGUUAUGGAACCCGAUGUGUUUUCUUAUAUUAGAAGGUAUUUUCUUGUUGGUGGUCCACGUGAAGAGCUUGUCAAGUUGCUUUCAGAGAAUUACUGUGGCAUUGCACAAAGUGCAAACUUAUUGGCAAAUUGGCUCAUCCUGACAGGCUCCAACGUCCAUGAUGUUGAACAACUUGUAGAAAAUCAUCUUAAGGAUCUGAUCAUCAAACACUUUGACCCCAAACGAGCAGACUCUAUUUUCACAGAAGCUGGAGAAACCCCGUCUUGGCUGGAGGGAAUGAUCGCUCAUCCAACAUGGAGGUCCAUGUUCUAUAAGCUUUCAGAACAAUACCCAGAAUGCCUCAUGUUAAACUUCACUAUCAAGCUGAUAUCUGAUGCUGGUCACCAAGCAGAGAUUACCAGUGUGUCGACAGCCUGUCACCAGAUAGAGGUGUUCUCAAGGGUGCUAAAGACAUCAGUUGAGGGCUUUGUUGAAGAAGGAGAGAUGUCUUUGGAAUCAAAUCUACCAGAGUUCUCAAAAAUGGUGUGUUAUGGACAGCACACAUACCUCUAUGCCCAGUGCCUUCUCAACCUUGUGGCACAGGAACCCCAUGCAGGUGCUAAGGUCAAGCGUGUGAGUCAGGAGGUGAUGAAAAGUGCUGUGGAGGGUGGUCACGAUAUCACCCAGAUCACACUGUGCUUGAAUGGGUCUCCGUCCUACCCCAGGGUGUGCUCUGGCCUGUCGUCCAUGUUGGGCAAGAAUGCCUUGAACCCUGGAGACAUCACUGUGCUGUACAAACUCUUCACAAGCCCACAGCCUCCACCCUGUGACCUGAUCAGAAUUCCUCAAUUCCUAGAUUUAUUGUUGGAUGCUCUAUUCAAGCCUGGUCAACACAUUCAUUCUGAACACAAGUUCAAAUACACCUACCUUUUGGCGUAUGCAUCAUGUGUGCACGAAGCAUGGCAAGAUGGAAAGAGAGUGUUGUUGAAUAGGGAUGAACUUAAGGCGACGACACAAGCCGUGGAGAAAGCACACACACUUUGCAUGCAAGACAGCAGUGGAGCCGGCCAUUUGAUCUCAGAAGUCAAGGUGCUCUUUCAAUGCAUCAGGUACCCAGUGGUUGCUAUGGGGAUCCUGAAAUGGAUUGACUGCACGGUGUCUGACCCAUCGUUCUUCAAGCUCAUGACAGAUUCGACCCCAGUACACCUCGCCUUGCUUGAUGAGCUCAUCACUUGUCACCCGUUGCAGCAUCGGCUGGUUCUAAACCUGCUUAUCCGGUUAUUUGAAUCAGAUACACCUCUAGAUACUCUUGUUGAGCUUGAGUUCAAGAAGACAGUGCUUGACCGAAUGAUUCACAUGUUGAGUCGAGGCUACGUCAUUCCCGUCAUCAGCUUCAUCCACAAGUGCAUGACGGGACAGAUCACUGAUAACUCCCUUAUAAGGCAUUUUGUUACGGAGGUUCUGGAGAUGAUCGCACCUCCUUACUCAUCCGAGUUCGUACAGCUUUUUCUCCCCAUCGUGCGUAACGAGGAGAUAACUGGGAGCCUGCGUUCUAGUGAGGGGACAGACGACGCUUCUGCAUUCAUUGCUCAUUGUUCAAGGCCCGAGUCCAUCCUUAGCUGACGCCUAUGAAAAAGCCCGGGUAUCCCAUGUACAUAGGAUGUAGAACGAUAUGGCGGAUAUCAUGACGGGGAAAUCAGCAUCGGGAAAAAACAAGCAUGGAAACGUGUACAGAGCUCAUUUUGCACGAGAACCGAUGCCAUGGGAAGCAAUAUUUAACAAUCACUGUCACAAGACAGGUCUCCUAAGUUAUUGUUAUUAAUCAUGUAAAGAACUCUCGAAAUAACCAUAGAAAAAAAGCCGCGGUGAUCCUAGCCACUAAUCCCUCAAUUACUAGCCAGUUACUAAAGACGGUUUGGGGGGGGGGGGGGGGGGUACUUCAUAGGAAAAUGAUAAAAAUAUAUAUUUACCGAAGAAAAUCAGCUAGGAUCGAUGGAAAGGCAAUAUGAAUAUGCUUUCUAAAACUAUUUACAGCAACUUUAGUAAUUUUUGUGGAUCCUUUGUAGAGUAUCUUGUCUGGUUUCUAGUUUAGACUCUUGCAAAUUUCUAUGCAAGCGUCUUUCCAUUGUUUUUAAAAUUUCUUGAAUAUUUGUUAACGGUUAUAGCAAUCUUCUAUAAUGUUUCUGACAAUUGAUUGUUUAAGCUGUUGUUUUUUACAGUUAAUCAACGACACAUAUAGACUUUGUUUCUUUUUUAUUUGUUUUUUGAAAUAUGAGAAUUUACAGUCAAUAAACUUCACAUUUAUUAU
Molecule: messenger RNA, 2559 nt
Organism: Nematostella vectensis (starlet sea anemone)
Lineage: Eukaryota; Metazoa; Cnidaria; Anthozoa; Actiniaria; Edwardsiidae
Product: negative elongation factor D
Exons: 16
Coding region: 150-1874 (574 amino acids)
Biological process (GO): negative regulation of transcription elongation by RNA polymerase II
Cellular component (GO): nucleus; NELF complex
Molecular function (GO): RNA binding
Source: RefSeq, a predicted model, not a curated record